Molecule: messenger RNA, 4756 nt
Organism: Schistocerca cancellata (South American locust)
Lineage: Eukaryota; Metazoa; Arthropoda; Insecta; Orthoptera; Acrididae
Product: serine/threonine-protein kinase TNNI3K-like
Exons: 2
Coding region: 97-615 (172 amino acids)
Cellular component (GO): cytoplasm
Molecular function (GO): protein binding
Source: RefSeq, a predicted model, not a curated record
CCACUUGGCUACAAACAUCACGUGUCUCAGCUCUCAGUGGAAGGAGGAAAGUGUGGGAGGGAGUUUGUCUUUGUGGUUGAUUUCGACUCGGAGAUCAUGGCGUCGGGAUUUGUAAAGACCCGAGACGGUCAAAUAAUAGCUGCCCUUGCUUUGAGCUGUGCUGCAAUAUGUGAUAGUAAGGAUAACAUCCGUUUGCUAGUUGCUGGUGGAAUGCCUGUAAACGCACGAGCCAAGACUGGGUGGACUGCACUGCAUGUCGCAGCGAUCAUCGGGCGCCCUGCAGCGGUGAAAUGUCUGCUGGAGUGUGGUGCAAAUGUCAAUGCGAGGAGUGACAAGCAGGAGACACCCCUACACUUUGCCGCAUUGUAUGGCAGAGUAAAGGAAGUAGAGCUGCUGAUUGCUGCCAAAGCGGACCUGGAAGCAGCCGACGAGAUGGGGGACACACCCCUGCAGUUGGCUGCGGCAUGGAACCAUGAGCGUGUGGUGAAUGUGCUUCUGAAGGCUGGUGCGAAAAUGAGAGACAGGGGCUUCCCGGAAAGGGCUCAUGCGUGCGUUAUGGAGGAUGUGAGCAACCUUCUCCUACAUCUUAAAUUGGAUGUAGGAGAAGAACAGUGAGGUACAUGCACACACAGUACAUGCACACAGCUCACGGAUACGUGUGAACAAUGGCAUUCAGGUAUUGUGGACAGAGAUGAGAAGAUGUUAAAGAGCUGAAUUUUUUUUCUGAACUGUGUCGUAAUAAGUGACUGGCAUCUGCCGCUGAUGUUCAUCUCAAUGUCAUUAAUAAUAAAUGUCAUUAAAUGUACUCCAUGCAUGUUGUGACUUUUAACUUCGUUUCUUGACAUCUGAGAAGGUGAUAAAAACUAUGAGACCAGAGUACUUGACUACAGCUUGGAUAUUAGACAAUGUAAAGUGAAAGUUAUUUUGGUUUCUUUUGGUGUGGUUGCAUCACAAUCUAUAAUUAACUAUUUAUAAAUAGUUAGAAAUGACAAAGUGCAUGCUUAAGAAUUCAAAGGUUUCUUGAAAACAGUUGAAAAUAUUAUUGAAUUUAGUUUUGUCCUAUUUUAAUUACAAAAUAAAUAUUGACUAUGGCAAUAUAGGCUUUCAUUUAUUUUACUGAUGGAAUAUUCUCAGGUUACCAUCCAAGUAACAGUGUCGCACUAUUACUAUGUUGCCACUUAGUUUUUCCUUGUUCACUUGUCACAGUGAUCAGAUUUCAGAGGAAGUCCUCUUUAGUGCAUUGUUGAGGAAACUCUUGCUUCCUACAUUAGCAUGAGGCUUGUUAAUUGCAUCCCUUCUGAAGUGAGAAUGUUGGGCAGUGGAAGUGGAACUGGGCGUCCAGUUAAAGGACUGCCUGUCACGCCUUCAGUGGGGAAAUAAAAUGGUGCAUCCAGAAAUUAAGUUCAGAUUGAUAGUGAAACAAAAAGAAUAUGGAUACAGAAAGCCACAAAUCUUAAACUACCAGUCUACAUAGUUUGUGCUAUUUUGUAGACACUAGUCAUAGUGUUGCACAACUUUCUGCAAGUAUUCCUCAAACAAAUUUGCCACAUGUGUUGCCAGCCGUGUGGUAACCUGUAUUUUGAGCUCGUAAUAAUCGUUGGAUCAAACAGACUUGACAGUCCUGUAAGAUUUUGUGUCUUCUUCAGUGAGGUCGGAUGUUUUCCAGAAUCAAAGCUAUAAAAUUUGUGAGCCUUCUAAGGCUCUUAUUCCAUACUCAGCAGUACAGUUUUGUAAAUGUUGUAAACAUUUACAUAGAUUAUCUGCCUUGCUAGGAAAAGAGGGAGAGAGCACCAUAUCUGGCACCCAACAAGCAUGGUUUGGGAAAAUUUGGUUUUUGAGACAGGGUUUCAUAAAGUGAUCUUAAUUUUUGCAGAAAGCUUGUAAACAGAUCAUACACUGUAAACUUAAGGGUUUCCUUUGACGUCUUUGACUGAAUGAUCCAAUUCUUAGUUUACCAAACAUGGACACCCACUUUGUUCAUAGUAUGUUUCAUAAUGUCCUUCAUUGAACUGUUGGCUUCAUCUCCUUACUGUUGAAUAAUUUGUUGCAUUUGAACCAUAAACUGCACUAAUCACUUGACGCAUCUCGCAAGUGAAAGGAUUUCCAGUCAGUUCUACCAUUAUAAACAAGUAUUGUACAGCACAAACAAAACAGAGAACUCGGAAUGGUGUCUUCUCUUUCUCCUCUACUCAAAGCAACUACGACACGUGCCAAACUGCAAUUGUAGUGCCGCAGUGAAAAGAAAUACAAAUGGAACUCACUUUGUGGAUGCACCCCAUGUUAACCUUUUUGUCAUUAUCAUAAAAGACAUCAGGGAUUGAAAGAGCAUUUUUAUUAGCAAGUCAACACAGUUUGAGGAUUCAAAAUGUGAGCCGGCUGGAGUGGCCGAGCGGUUCUAGGAACUACAGUCUGGAACCGUGCGAUCAACUACGGUCGCAGGUUCGAAUCCUGCCUCGGGCAUGGAUGUGUGUGAUGUCCUUAGGUUAGUUAGGUUUAAGUAGUUCUAAGUUCUAGGGGACUGAUGACCUCAGCAGUUAAGUCCCAUAGUGCUCAGAGCCAUUUCAAUCAUUUUUCAAAAUGUGAAAUAGAUUGGAGGAAGCUAUUGUGAGUGGCCUGUUUUUUCUCUGAUAAAGUGUCAGUGUAGAGUAUAACACAAAGAACUUUCACACUUCGUAUAAAAUAAGAGCCAUAUGCAUAUUUUGAUGGCGACAUGUUGGAGAGUAAAAGUAUAGUUCGGUACGUCAGUCAGACACAAAGUGGUGAGUGUUGGCUGGGUGUACCACUGAAGUAAAACUAUGGAAGUUAUCACACCUGACUGGAAACGCAAGGGUACUAUCGAUAUGUACAAACAAUCUAGUAGCAUAGUUUUCUGUAACAGCUCAUUGAACAAGACCGUUUCAUGUAUGCUGUAAUGAACAGGGUAGCUUAAGUUCUAAUCGUAUGGCAUUAGGUGAACAUAUGAAUGCAACCAAACGGAAAUGCAGGAUAGCAUGAGCAUAAUCUACACGGUGGAUACUAGCUCAUUAUUAAACAUGCCAGAUGAAUUAGACAGUGGAAACUCCAGGUUGGAAUAUCAUCAAUAUUAGGAAAAGGACAGAUGCCUGGAACAUAGUUAAAAGUGAGAUAAACAUAGGGGAGGAAGAAAUCGGUUACUCAAUUAAUUGCAACACUCUCAACAAACACUUCAUAAAUUCAGUAAAUGCCCAGGUACCAAAAAGUGAUGAUUUAACUGAUGCGGAAGCUUUUCUUUCACAAUCACAGAAUAAAACAGAUAAAAGAUUUAGCUGGAAUAGAAUAACUGCUGCAGAUAUAAAUAAUUCUGUAAACAAGUUGAUCAACUCUAGAACAGAAGACUACUAUGGGUUCAGUAACUUUGUAAUAAAGGCUAUAGUUAAGGAAAUUAGAACUCCUCUACCUUGCAAAUAAAAUUAUUGAUGUUGUCAUUUUCCCUGAUUGCCGCAGAUUUACAAGUAUUUUGAGAGCAAUAAAUUACUUAAUGACAGCCAGUUUGGGUUUAGAACUAAUCAGUCAACCAUAAAAGCUAUUUGAAAGCCUCCGAAAUCCACAACGCUUUUCAAAGGAAACUGACCACCUGUGCAACACUCAUAGACUUAAGCAAAGCAUUUGAUUCAGUAUCACAUGAGAUAAUUGUUAAAAAAUUAGAAUAUUAUGGUAUUGCAGACAAACCACUUAAUUUGAUUAAGUCAUACCUAAAUAACAGGCAACAGUCAGUGUAUGUGAACAAUGAAAGGCCAGAUUUAAUGAAAAUUAAGAGAAGAGUUCCACAGGGCUGCGGUUUUUGGCACUUCCUAUUUCUUAUCUGUUAAUGACUUCUCAAACUAUAUAGCCUGCAAAAAUGUUUUAUAUGCUGAUGAUAUGACCAUGAUCCCCACAGGUGAGAGUAUGCAAGAGGUGGUAAACAAAAAUAAUGAACUUCUUGAAAAAUGUAGGGUGUGGUGUAUUGCUAACGAGUUAUGUAUAAACAAUGCAAUAACAGAGGAAAUUUAUUUUAGUCUGAAGGUAGGAAACCAGAGAAUUAAAGUGUCAAACUACUUGGACUAAAAAUAGACCGAAGGCUCUCAUGGGAUGACCAUAUAAGCUAUCUGACAGGCAAACUUGCACGCGUAAUAGUCCUGCUGUAUAAACUAAGAAAUUCCGUUAUUAAAAGUUUAUUGAUGCUUUGCUACUAUGCAUUCUUUCAGUCACAGCUACAAUAUGGGAUUCUGCUAUGGGGUAAUUCACCAGGCACAAACUGUGUAUUCAAAUGGCAAGAAAAGCAAUUAGAUGUUUACAACGAUUGGGUCCAAGAGAAAGCUGUAAGGAGCACUUCAGUAUAUUAAACAUAAUGACACUCCCAAGUCUCUAUAUGUAUAACUGCUUUAUAUACGUAAAAGAAAAUAUAAAACAGAGAAAGAAUUUACAUUUGCACAGUACUCGAAAUAACUGCAAGCUUGAUAUACUGCAUUCUAAGCUAAGUCUAAAGUUUAUAAUAUAACUGCCACAAUCAGUCAAAACCCUCACCCACUUUAAGGAGGUAUUAGACACAUGGCUCAAAAAUAAAGCAUAUUUCUCAAUUGAAGAAUAUCUUGGAAGUAAUUUGAAAGGAAUGUAUAAACAAUGAAAUAAUGUAACUAUCAUUAACUGAAUGUGUAAAACCGUAUAACUAAUACUUGAACGUAAACUGUAUAAUGAUUAUUGCUGAAAUUGUCUGAUUAGUAAGAAGUUUAUGUAUUUAUAUGUAUAUGUAAAACGAUGA